AUGUUCUUGACUUUCCAACUUGUGGAGGGGAUCCUUGUUGAGGUCCCUCCUGAGGGUGCCAUGGCCCCUCCUCCCCGUCCUCCCCCUCGUCCUCGACCUCUCACUGCUGCCGCCGCCGCUACUGCCGCCGCCGUCGCCCUCGCUGCUGUGGGCCCCGCGGAUACCUGGCGUGCACCCCGCCAGGACGCCGUGGGUUUAAGCCCACGCACGGACCUGAAGGAGUGCUCGAAGUGCGGGCACUUCCUCGACCUGACGCACUUCGUCCACGCGGUCCGCAGCAGCCUGGUGACGGAGCAGUGUGAUAACUGCCGGGCUAUCUCAAACAGAGCCCACGCCGCCCACCCUCCUGCCCACCGCCGCCGCUAA
This is a messenger RNA of Penicillium malachiteum, 366 nucleotides long. RefSeq lists its product as uncharacterized. The transcript has a single exon. Lineage: Eukaryota; Fungi; Ascomycota; Eurotiomycetes; Eurotiales; Aspergillaceae. The coding region runs from base 1 to 366 and encodes 121 amino acids. The record is from RefSeq and is a predicted model, not a curated record.